Cucumis melo (muskmelon) is the source of this 1526-nucleotide messenger RNA. Its product is annotated as phytanoyl-CoA dioxygenase. NCBI's taxonomy places the organism in Eukaryota, Viridiplantae, Streptophyta, Magnoliopsida, Cucurbitales, Cucurbitaceae. The transcript has 9 exons. Bases 166 to 1011 code for a protein of 281 amino acids. Gene Ontology annotation, molecular function: phytanoyl-CoA dioxygenase activity. The record is from RefSeq and is a predicted model, not a curated record.
GUGCAAUAUUCAUACCAUUUUCCUAAUUGAUAAACACGUUGUAUAUAAUCUUUUUUUAAAAAAAAUUGAAGAGGAAUUAUCGGUCGAGUUCUUCCUAUUUCUCUUCUUUCAUUUCUUUCAGUUUGAGCGAAAAUCCAAUAGGUAGUGAUUGGAGUCAACUCCACCAUGGGAAUUGUUCCUAAUCUCAAUUCCGAUCAACUCCAAUUCUUUCACUCUCACGGUUAUCUUGUGAUUGAAUCAUUCGCCACUCCUGAUGAAGUUCAUGCCAUGAGAAACCGGAUGGAACUGUUGCUUCAUGGAUUUGACUGCUCCACUUCCUCUGUUUUCUCUACUGUUAAUCAGCUGUCUACCGACGAUUACUUCCUCCAAAGCGCUGAGAAUAUUUCCUUCUUUUUUGAGGAAAAAGCAUUUGGAGAGAAUGGAAACUUGAAACAAGGAAAGGAGCUCUCAAUUAACAAAGUUGGUCAUGCAUUACAUGAGUUAGACCCAGUUUUCAAAAGCUUCUCCGACUCUGAGAAGUUUUCAGGUUUAUUGUUGUCAUUGGGAUACAAGAGGCCGAUAGCCAUUCAGUCUAUGUACAUAUUUAAGCAACCAGGUAUUGGAGGUGAAGUAGUGCCUCACCAGGAUAACUCGUUUCUUUACACUGAACCAACUACAUGCACAGGGCUGUGGCUGGCACUUGAAGAUGCAAAUACGACAAAUGGCUGUCUUUGGGCUAUUCCUGGAUCACAUAAAAAUGGACUUGUUAGAAGGUUUCUUAGAGGCGACAAAGGAGUGUACUUUGAUCAGCCUUCUCCUACUUACGACAAGAAAGAUUUUGUGCCUAUUGAAGUGAAAGCUGGAUCUUUGGUUGUCAUUCAUGGAGACGUUAUUCAUCAAAGCUUUGAGAAUCAGUCUCCAAAAUCAAGACAUGCGUAUAGCCUGCACGUGGUUGAUACAGAAGGUUGUGUAUGGGCUCAAGAUAAUUGGAUUAGGAGAAAAGUGCAACUUGAGCCUCUAUAUGAAACUUGAUCGAAUCUCAUGGUUUGUUUCUUCUCUACAUCUUCAUAAAAAGAGGGGGAAAAACACUUGCCCCCGGUGUUUCGACAAACACAGCUGUCACGAAGGUGCUGAAAUUUAAUAAGAUAUGUAAUCUUUCUAGCUUAAAGAGUUUCCUUACUAUUGUUGCUAAUUGUUCAAAACUUUCCAAGCUUUAUAUAUAUAUAUAUUUUAGUUUUGAACAAUAUUUUCACAACCCAGGAUAGACCACGAAUCUGCUGGUGGAGAGAGCUCAAUUCACCUGUCCAAAACACCAACACAUCGGAUAGGUUCCAUUAGUACACUCAAAUCUAAUUAUCAGAUGAGUCAGGAAGGGGUUUCAAAAAAAGAAAAUUAUGAUUCAACCUAUAAACAUUAGAAAAGUACCUUAAACUUCUUAUACCUAUAGUAUUUGCACGUACUUUGUAUCAGACAUUGAAGGCUAGAAAAAGUGUGUUAAAGGCAUUGAGAUAUACUGCUAGCAUAUUUGAGUUUAGUUGCAAUUCUAA